This is a messenger RNA of Dinoponera quadriceps, 2310 nucleotides long. It is a transcript of the gene mbo, whose product is annotated as nuclear pore complex protein Nup88. The coding region runs from base 120 to 2255 and encodes 711 amino acids. Gene Ontology annotation, biological process: ribosomal small subunit export from nucleus; mRNA export from nucleus; ribosomal large subunit export from nucleus. The record is from RefSeq and is a predicted model, not a curated record. NCBI's taxonomy places the organism in Eukaryota, Metazoa, Arthropoda, Insecta, Hymenoptera, Formicidae. Gene Ontology annotation, molecular function: structural constituent of nuclear pore. The transcript is spliced from 13 exons. Gene Ontology annotation, cellular component: nuclear pore.
UACGGCGUGACGUUAGCCACGCCGGCGGCAGCUGGGCAGCGCGGCAACCAGGCGAACUUUGUUGUUAUACCGGGCGCGCGCUUGAGACAUAACCUCGCACCGUCGUCACGCUCAGAAACAUGUCAUCGUGCACGGACUUACUGCGAUUGAACGACUAUCGGUUAUUCCGGGACGUCAAGCCGAGCCUACCUAAAGGUGUGAAGGAGACACGGAACAUUCUCGAGAUUCGCGACAACGUGCUGUACGCGUGGAACGCCGACAAGCGCUGCGUGCUCAUGCUUAACCUGGCAGCGACCCGCGGCGAGCCCGGCGAAGACGUCCUCUACCAAACGCUGCAGCCGACAGAUCCGCCAAUCUUCGAUAUCACCAAUGUGCUGAUAAACGAGACAGUGACGCAGUUGGCAUUAUGGGGCAACUUGGGUAUCUCUCUCAUAGAGCUGCCGAAGCGAUGGGGCAAGGAAACCGUUUUUGAAAGCGGCAAAGAGGAUAUUCUCUGCACAAGUCACAACUUCGGCGACUUCGUGGCAACCACAGAAAUUCAACGCGUCCGAUGGCAUCCGGGCUCGACGAGCGACUCGCACUUAUUGGUCUUAACAUCCGAGAACUCCUUCCGUUUGUACGAUUGCGAGCUGGGCGGCGCACCCAGACUCGUAAAAUGCUGGAAAGUCGGCCGCGCGCCCUCGUGCUCGCCCCGGAAGAUCCCGGACUUCACUUCCCUCGGCGAGACCGCGGUGGAUUUCGAUUUUGUCACUCCCACCUUGAAGAAAGCGGAACUGUUCGCCGACAAGAACAUCGACGAGGUGAAAAACGUCAUCGAUUGGAAUCACAUCGAAUGGCCGAUCCUGAUCCUUCGAGGAAACGGCGAGAUACUGAUCGUUCACGGGAACAUCUUGUUGGAGAACUAUGAGGAUCCGGUGGUGCUAGGCUCGCUGUCUAUGUAUCCACCGAGCGACGAUAAUUACGGGAUAGAUUCAUGCUCUAUCAUGUGCCUGCAAACUACCCCGCCGAUAGUGGUCAUCGCCAUGUGCACCGGAAAGAUUUAUCACGCGAUACUAUUGCGCGAAAUACUGGACGACGACGACGACGACAGAAAGACUUGGUCGCAAUAUGGCUCAAACUAUAGCCUUCACACGCCGGACGAUGCGCUCUACGUCUUUGAAUGUGUCGAACUAGAGCUGGGUCUCCUCUUCACGGACGAUGAUAAAAAAUACAAUUGUCCCGUCUAUCUUCAUGGCGAUAAGGGCAACAAAUCGAGAUAUUUCUGCUCUCAUAACGCCGGGAUUCACAUGGUGAGUCUGCCGAUGGUUUCUCAACUGGAGGAAUUUAUAAACGUACCAAAUGAUAAAAACGAUCAUCACUUACCUUCUUUGUCGAACCAAUCGACCUUGCAAUAUUUAUUUUCCACGAGAACGAAGCACACGAGCAUAGACGAGGCCACGCCGAUCUUCGGUUUCGGUCUUCUCCAAGAACCAUGCGUUUUGGUCGCGUUGCUGCACACAGGCGUUGUCGUCGAUUUCUCAGUCAUAGAUUUGCAUUAUCUUCCAGUAGCGAAGCAACUCGAACCUAUCGUCAACACCAUAAAGAAAGUAAACAAGGAACCGUUCGACGCAUACAUAAAAAGAUUGCUAAGACGUGAUAUAUCGCAACCCAUAACGAAAAUAGGAACCCGCUCGAUGUCCUUAAGCGAGUGUCUAGAGCUUCUGUAUCACGCCACAAAUAUAUUUCGUACCCAACAUUUCGUUCGCCACGACAAAGUCCGGGAAGAAAUCAACAAGAAGGUGCAUGCUUUGAAGGUUUUGAAAACCCAUCUCUUGAAAGAACUUGAUGUUUUAAUGGAAACAAAGAAAGAAUUGCAACGUACCACGGAGCACGUAGCCGAACGAUAUGAAGAUAUCAAGGAGAAACAGAAGGAGUUAGCACGUAGGGCAGAGGAAGUUCUGCGAUUGGUAAAUUACAAAGAACCUUUUCUGACUGCUGUCGAACGAGCAGAAGUGGAAGAAUUGGAAAAGAUGGAAAUGAAAAUGCACAGCAUGGAAAUCCGACUUGAACAGCUCAAGAAAAAGUCUGCUCAACAAAUUGUAUCUGUAGACGCCAACGAAUUCAACGGGAAAAAGAAAGAAAUUGUUUUCACACGUAGUCAAGAGAAAGCGAUAAAGGAAAACCUUAGUCAAAUGGAAAAAAGUAUAAAAAAUUUAGUAGCUCAGGUGAAACAAAUCAAAACAGAGAUUACUUUGUCAUAUAUUAAUAAACAGUAAUAAUAAGUAUUAUUUAACUAAAUAAUUUAUAUUUAACCCUUAGCUGACACACGGG